Molecule: messenger RNA, 2248 nt
Organism: Didymella exigua CBS 183.55
Lineage: Eukaryota; Fungi; Ascomycota; Dothideomycetes; Pleosporales; Didymellaceae
Product: HAD-like protein
Exons: 5
Coding region: 348-2012 (554 amino acids)
Molecular function (GO): phosphoprotein phosphatase activity
Source: RefSeq, a predicted model, not a curated record
UACUAUAGAUUAGCACAGAGGUACAGGAAACGGAAAGCAUUCUACACACCAUCUCUUCGUCCUCGGGGCCCCCUGCGGUCUCUUCUUCGCUCUCUGACCCAACGACAUCUCCAGCGUCGAAUUCCAGUACUGAUUCAGAAGAAGACCGGUCGGUAACUUCGUAAUUUUCGCUGUCGUCUGAGCUCUCUUCGGUAGCGCGCAGCUUGCGCUCAAGCUUGCUAGAGAGGGGCGGCAUCUUGUGUUCUUUUUGUUGCGGUUACAUUCGAGCCAAACGAUGCUUGCAUCCAAAAAGUUAAGGUCAGCCCCACACUUCACGUGCCUGCCAGAAGGUCUUUGUGCUCGAAUCCAUGCUGCGGUCCUCCCUUUCACCUUCACCUUUCCCACACACCAUACUGAAAGUACCCCAAGCUACCAAGCGGGUUUCGUUUGUUCGUCAUGUCUGUCGAAAUCGAAGGGCCGUUGUCGGUCGUCACGACAGCGCAUCUCUUCUACACACCCACAGCCGCCCGCCCGUCGCCGCGAUGAACAACAACUUCAAUCCCUGGGCGCAGCCUUUUACGCCAAAUUAUGGCUACCCAGGGCAGCCGUACGACCAGGACCGCAACCGCAGCCAGGAGCAGACUGCUCCACAGGGCUACUCGCAGCCUGCACCUAUGGCACCAUGGAACGCAAACUAUGGAAGACAGCAGCAGCAGCCUCAUCAGUACUAUCCACAUACUCAGCAGCCGCAGCAGUACUAUCCGCACACUCAGCAGCAGUACAACAGCGUUGCCGCGCAACAGCAGGCGCAAGCGCAGGCGUACUACUAUCAGUGGGCGCAGUACUACGGUUACACCCAAGGCUUCACGCCCAUCAACCCUCCACAGCAGGCACUUGGACAGACACUCCAGCGCAACUAUCCCUUCUUUGCGCCGUCCUUUGCGGCCAUGCAGUCGCAGCCAGGCCUACACGGUGUCUUCAACCGUGGUCUCCAGGCGUCAACUCCACUGUCUGACGACGAGUUUAUUCAAGUGGUCGAAGAUGGCCCAGCCAAGGCCCGAGAAGAACAACCGGUCUACUCCACAACGAAGCCGAACGGGAGAAACAGAGAUCUGAAGAUCAUGUUACCCGCGCCAGCACCUUGCCUUAAAUACAUGGCACAAGCAGCCGAGGAACCGACCAAAGUCGAGGCAUCCGGUCGCACACUCGUCGUCCUCGAUCUCAACGGCACACUCCUCUACCGUCCGAACAGGAACAAGAGGACGAUGAUCGCACGUCCGUUCCUCAUCCCAUUCCUCCGCUACCUCUUCUCGAACUUUGCCGUCAUGGUGUGGUCAAGCGCGAGACCUGAAAACGUGGCUUCAUUGGUUGAACAGUCUUUGGAAGAAGACCUAAGGAAGGCUCUGGUGGCUCAGUGGGGCCGUGACGCAUUCAACCUCAAGCCUGAACACUACAACCAGAACGUGCAGGUGUACAAAAACCUUGAAAUGAUCUGGAGCAAAGACGAGAUUCAGAAGCAACACCCUGACUAUGAGAACGGAGGUCGCUUUGGGCAACACAAUACCGUUUUGAUCGACGACACAACCCUUAAGGCAGCCGCCCAGCCACACAAUCUCCUCCUGUGCAGCGAAUUCAAUGCUACGCCGGAACAGAUGCGGGAGGAUAAGCUGCGCGAGAUUGCCGGCUAUCUCGAGACACUUCGGACUCAACAGGACGUUUCGAAAUUCAUGAGGAAGGAACCCUUCGGGCACGGCACUGGCAAGUGGAUAUAUGAGUGGCCCGAGAAAGAUGCUCUCACCCAAGAGACGGCCUACCAGGGUGGCCAAUUGGAGAGCAAGGUGUCCGUGCGGAGUCCAUCGAAAAAGAAAGACAAGAAAACCAGGAAAACCAAGAAGACGAAGAAGAGCGAGGCUGCUGCAAAGGCAACCCAAGCUAAGGCGAGCGGCGUUGAACAAGCCUCAGAGUCCGAGGAUAGCGUGAGCGAGCGGGAGGUCGAGGCUCAGGGGAGUGUUGGUGGUGUGAAGCUGUUUUGAGCGAAUCGCCGUCUCCUGACCGAGCGUUUAUGCACUCUGGAUUGCAGGCUUGGUCACUUGUAACCACGACAUGUUCUUCUUGCUUCAUAGUCGCGACGCAGUGGAUAGAGGAGUAACGUCGUACUUCCAAGCAGACGUGUGCGAAGGACCUAAGAUACCCAUCAAAAAGAAUGCCCGUUAUGUUCACUUAUCUACGAUCUCCCAAGCAUUGGGAUCGAGUCUAAUUCUACUUACAU